This is a messenger RNA of Acaulospora morrowiae, 210 nucleotides long. Lineage: Eukaryota; Fungi; Glomeromycota; Glomeromycetes; Diversisporales; Acaulosporaceae. The record is from the annotation of a GenBank genome assembly.
AAUGAAAAGAACACCAUUCCCGAAAAUUACACGACAUGCUUAUUUAUAUUUGUGUUAUCAGAUGUUCGCCUUCUCAGGAAUUUUUCUGAUCUAAACUCAAUGAAAAAUGAAUGUACACAUCAUCGUACCACGGAUAAGCAACCUCAUUCCUUCAUUGCGUUUGUACCCCGAAGUGAUUCGCACAGCGUAUUGCGGAUGAGCGAGACCUAA